AUGCCGUCACUUAUACCUCGCGAAGAUGCUCCGGCAGCUGAAUCUCGCAAGCUCGUCAUCGGCGCUCCCUUUCAGAUCCUAACUGCCGAUUUUGAUGGGUCCAAGUUCUCCAUAACCGGAAACCAUACCGCUUCUGGGACAGGACCCAGCUGGCUACUCUUCAAGGAACCAAAUCUCCUGUACGCUGUCAACGAGAACGCCAACGACACUAGUCUUUUCACGCUCGACUCGGGCAAGCCGACUCUUGCUUCUGCCGCGAAUGGUACAUCCGGUGUAGUCUUCCUCGAGUUCAACGGCGAUAAGACCCGCAUGGUUGGCGCCGGUUAUGGCAGUGGUACUAUUGACGUCUGGGAUGUCUCGGCCGCCGAUGGCAGCAUGAAGCACCUCAAGAGCGUCAUUGUUCCGGGAGAGCCUAACCCUGCUCAAGGAGCUCACCACCCGCAUCAAGCUCUCCUCGACCCAACUGGCCGAUUCUUUGUCAUUCCUGACCUGGGCGGCGACACGGUCCUGGUGCUCGACAGCAAGGAUGACCGAUAUGAGUUUACCGGCAACGCAACUCUACCUACCGGAACUGGACCUCGCCACGGCGGCUUCAUCUCGGACGGAGACGACCACUACUAUACGCUAGCUUCCGAGUUAACCAGCGAGCUCUUCCUAUUCAAGCUCACCUACACCGAAGACUCGAUCAGCUUCAAGCAGCUCCAGAAGCAGAGUACCUACGGCGCCGUCCCAGCGGCCAACUCCACCUCCGCGGCCGCGGGUGAGCUUGUCGUUGCCGCAAACCAGAGGGAUGUAUACGUGUCGAACCGAAUCAGCGGCAACGAGACAGACAGCAUCGCACACUUCGUAUUCAAGAAGGGCACCAGCAAGUGCAGCGCCGCUCACCUCGACUUCGCCGACACUAUUUCGUCCGGCGGCCUGCGCCCGCGCAUGUUCAGCCUGAGCAAGGAUUCCGACCAGACACUGGCCUUCGUCACGAACCAAGGCGGUGACAACGGUCUCCUCGCUUUCAAGCGCAACAAGGACUCGGGCUCCCUCGACCCGACGCCCGUCGCUACCAUUCCCUACAAGUCGCUUGUAGCCCCCGAGCUCGCGGCUACCGAUCUAAUGGGCCCGCAGUUCGUGCAGGAGAUUUAA
Molecule: messenger RNA, 1137 nt
Organism: Daldinia decipiens
Lineage: Eukaryota; Fungi; Ascomycota; Sordariomycetes; Xylariales; Hypoxylaceae
Product: putative isomerase YbhE
Exons: 1
Coding region: 1-1137 (378 amino acids)
Molecular function (GO): 6-phosphogluconolactonase activity; protein binding
Source: RefSeq, a predicted model, not a curated record